AUGGUACCUAGUAUUGAUUCACCUCGCCGGGAUGAUAUGCAGACAUUGAGCGGCGAAUCUUCGAGUCUAGAUAAAUAUAGAGGAUACGACCAUAUGACAUGGUAUGUUGGAAACGCCAAACAAGCCGCUUCCUGGUAUGUGACCCGGAUGGGCUUUGAAAUGAUUGCCUACCAGGGGUUGGAAACAAAUUCUCGUUGUACCACGUCUUAUGUGGUUGCUAACAAUAAUGUGAGAUUUGUUCUCACUUCUGCUACUCAGAGCUAUUCUGCUCUGGAAGAGAGUGCAUCAUUUGAGGAACGGCAGCUUGUUAAAGAGAUAUAUGAACACCUGGAAAAACACGGAGAUGCUGUCAAAGAUGUUGCCUUCGAAGUCGAUGAUGUCCAUGCGCUUUUCUCGAAUGCCGUAGCAGCUGGUGCAGCUAACGUUCAAGAACCAACGACAAUCAAAAGUGGGAGAGAUGGAUUUAUAGUUGCGGCGACCAUCAAGACAUUUGGAGAUACUACUCAUACCUUCUUAGACCGUCGGAGCUACACUGGAGCCUUUCUACCUGGUUAUCAUGCAGUGACCGAGUCUGACCCUAUUCAACGAUAUCUUCCAACCAUUAAUGUGGACGAAAUUGACCACUGUGUUGGAAAUCAUGACUGGAAUGAUCUUGAAUCUGCCUGCAACUUUUAUGAAGAAUGCCUCGGUUUCCGCCGCUUCUGGACUGUCGACGACAGGUCUCUCACUACGGAAUACUCUACUAUGAACUCGAUUGUCAUGGCUUCCCCGGGUAAUGAGAAGAUAAAGAUGCCAAUGAACGAACCAGCAGUGGGAAAAAAGAAGUCGCAGAUCGAAGAAUUUGUACAAUUCUAUAAUGGGGCUGGUGUCCAACACAUUGCUUUCCACACCACAGAUAUUGUGCAGACGGUAACGAAUAUGAAAGAGCGCGGCGUGCAGUUUAUUACUGUCCCGAGGACGUAUUACGAAGACCUGUCACUUCGGCUGAAGAGUCAUGGGAUGACCGUUGAGGAAGAUAUGGAGAUUCUUCAAAGGUUAAGCAUCCUUGUUGAUUUUGAUGAAGGGGGAUAUCUACUCCAGAUCUUCACCAAGCCAUUGCUAGACAGACCAACAGUCUUUUUAGAAAUAAUUCAAAGAAACAACUUCGAUGGGUUUGGCGCUGGAAACUUUAAAGCUUUAUUUGAAGCUGUUGAGAGAGAGCAAGCUAAACGUGGGAACCUAUGA
Talaromyces marneffei is the source of this 1224-nucleotide messenger RNA. RefSeq lists its product as uncharacterized. Lineage: Eukaryota; Fungi; Ascomycota; Eurotiomycetes; Eurotiales; Trichocomaceae. Gene Ontology annotation, biological process: L-tyrosine catabolic process. The record is from RefSeq and is a predicted model, not a curated record. Gene Ontology annotation, molecular function: 4-hydroxyphenylpyruvate dioxygenase activity. The coding region runs from base 1 to 1224 and encodes 407 amino acids. The transcript is spliced from 2 exons.